GAAACGUUCUAAAAAAGACGUUUAAAUAAUUAACAAAAAAUAAACCGCACAAAAGUAUGUUGAUCCACAAGUGUGUGUAUAUUUUUAUAUUUUUUUUAACGUUACAAGUUGACAUUUUACAUGGUCUGUCAUGUCCACUUUGCAACCGAAGGGAAUGUCCAAAGCCUUGUUGUGAAGGCGGUUUAGUAAAGGAUGCAUGCAAUUGUUGCGAUGUGUGUGCCAAACUCAAAGGAGAGCGGUGUGGUGGCCCAUUUGGAGGGCAUGAGUGUGAUACGGGCUUACACUGCCAAAGGAAGGAACCAUACGGAGACGGUGCUGUAAACAGCGCUGGUUUCUGCGCUGAACCAGGAUUAAAAUGUGCUUUUGGUGCUGCAGACAGCUAUACAGUUAAAGAUUGUAAUUCAACCGAAAAUAUUUGUUAUAAUGCAAGCGUUACGGACACAUCAAUCAAUUCCACCUCUUUCAAGGGAUGUGGCAUAGCUAAAAAGAAUUGUGAUAUCUGUAAAACAAAUUCUGAUUUCAUUGGUAAAAACUGCACGGCAACGUGCUGCGGAUUCAAUAUGUGCAACAGAAAUACAACAACAACACCAAUACCAACAGUUACUCCUGCAAGAUGUAAUAAUGGAAGCUUAAUUACUCAAUCGUUAAACAAUACCUUGCCGUGGGCAUACCUUAUCUUGUUUUGCAUUUAUGCUAUACGUAUCAAGGAUAACUAAUCAAUCGCCCCUGUUUAGUAUAGUACAAAUAGUUUUUGUUUAAAAAUUUUAAUGUAAUAUUGUUAUCUAUUUUUCUUUGAAGUUU
Molecule: messenger RNA, 801 nt
Organism: Hydractinia symbiolongicarpus
Lineage: Eukaryota; Metazoa; Cnidaria; Hydrozoa; Anthoathecata; Hydractiniidae
Product: cysteine-rich motor neuron 1 protein-like
Exons: 4
Coding region: 57-716 (219 amino acids)
Biological process (GO): regulation of signal transduction; regulation of cell growth
Cellular component (GO): extracellular region
Molecular function (GO): insulin-like growth factor binding
Source: RefSeq, a predicted model, not a curated record